AUGGAGAUUGGCGGUCUUCUCAACGCCCGUCACGCUGCAGCCGCAGAUGCCCACAUGAGGCAGCAACUACACCAAAAUAUGGAGUUGGACAGUCAAACCUAUGGUCUGAGCCAGUCUCAGUCCCAAUUGGGUCACCAUCACCAGCCUCAACUUCACGACCAUGGGGCCAUGUCUUAUCACUCGAUGCAGCAACAAGCCCACGGUCAAUCCCAGAUCUACUCGAGCAAUUUCGAUGCGAGACAGCAGAACCUGAAGGAAGAAGCGCAGCUGGACGAUGAUUACGCCUCCAUCAAGUCCAAAAACGAAGGCGUUUCCAAGACUUUUGCCUGCAGCACUUGUGCAAAGUCCUUUGCCCGCAGAAGCGACCUUUCUAGACAUGAGCGUAUCCAUACCAAUGACAAGCCGCACGCCUGUGACUACGCGGGCUGCGGGAAACGCUUCAUUCAACGUUCAGCAUUGACAGUACACAUGAGGGUCCAUACUGGUGAGAAGCCACACGAAUGCGAAGUUUGUCACAAGCAAUUCAGCGACUCUAGCUCCCUGGCCCGCCAUCGCCGUAUUCAUUCCGGCCAACGCCCCUAUCGAUGCCCCCACAGCUCCUGCCAGAAGACAUUCACGCGCAAAACGACCCUCACACGUCAUCAGAGUGCCCAUCGCGAUCCUUUAGACCAAACCUCGCUCGAUUCAACCAAACUAUCGAACACAUCAGCCUCGUCUCGUGCUACCACCGAGUCGCCCGGCGAGCGUACAAUGUCCGUGUCUCCGGGAGCAGAAUUGCCGCCAUUGGUCCACAUGCAACGAUCCGGCUCCGACCAUGGCUAUCUGCCGCAGCCCUCGUUGCCACCCCACAUGCGGAACGACUUCUCUGCGCAAUUCUCCCCGCGCUCGACUCCAUCAAUGAGUGGCCCAUCCCUGGCUAGCUUCACCAGCAAUCCGCAGAGCAAACCAUCUCCGACCUCACACCCGAAUGCCUAUGGUCCACCUCAACCCCUCGAGCCUCCAGCAAAUGGAACUGCCAGUGGUAGCGCCUCUCCCCACAUGAACCCGCUCAGCUGGGGCUCACCCAACCAUGGCACGCUUCCUAGCCCAAAUGCACUCGGGAAUUACGAUUACCCCGAUGCUGGCUUCGGUGGCCCCGCCCUCUACUAUCCAGGAGGCAGCAUUCGUCGACCACAGAGCACAGAGCCCGAAGACUAUGGCAUCCGACCGCGCGGCUCCCAUGCUCAGGCCCUGGCGCAGGCCCAUAACGCCGUUUCCAUGCCAAUGACCACUGAUUGGUCUACCAUGCCUGUGGGCAUGCAUGACAUCAAACAAGAGCGGUUUGUGAUCUAG
Molecule: messenger RNA, 1332 nt
Organism: Cyphellophora europaea CBS 101466
Lineage: Eukaryota; Fungi; Ascomycota; Eurotiomycetes; Chaetothyriales; Cyphellophoraceae
Exons: 4
Coding region: 1-1332 (443 amino acids)
Biological process (GO): regulation of transcription by RNA polymerase II
Cellular component (GO): transcription regulator complex; PcG protein complex
Molecular function (GO): RNA polymerase II cis-regulatory region sequence-specific DNA binding; DNA-binding transcription factor activity, RNA polymerase II-specific
Source: RefSeq, a predicted model, not a curated record